AAUCCAAACAAAAUUACUUUUUCAUUUAAACUGAUUUUUAAAAAUUUAAUAAUAAUUCUCCUUUCACACGUCUCUCUCCCUCUCUGCCUUUGUUCUUAGUUUCUUGCUUCGGUUUCAGCUCUCUCACUUACCGAUUGAUUGAAAUCGAGGAAGCUUCUGUUUCAGCUCUCGCACUUACCAGUAAAGCUUUGCUUAUGAACUGAUUAGUGAUUAUUGCUUUGUUCUUCCCCUGCUUGAGAGUGUUAUAUAUUGGUCCAAAUUGAGGAAACUUCAUAAAAAGACUCCAAGUGAAAGUUCAGAAACUUGAUUUAGGAUGCUUCAAAUUCCGAGGUUCUGAGCUCAAGAUGGAAACUGAGUUGUCUAGGAACACACUUAUUAAGGAUAGUUAAUAAUCUAAAGAGGAUAUGGGGAAGCAUCAUUGGAGAAAGUCCAUAAAGUCCUUCUUUGAGAGUCACAUCGAUCCAGAAAACGAUGAACAGCUGAAAGGAACUAAAAUAGACAUUGAAGACAAAGUCAAAAAGAUCUUGAAACUAGUCAAAAGUGAGGAUCAUGAAGAAAAAGAUGGGAUCAAAGAACCACUUGUUGAGCUAAUUGAAGAUUUUCAUGGAAAAUACCAAUCGCUUUAUGCACAAUAUGAUAAUCUUAGAAGAGAGCUGAGGAACAAAAUACAUGGCAACAAAGAAAAGGAGGCCAGUUCAUCAUUAAGCUCAGACUCAGACUCAGAUUAUUCUUCGAAGGGCAAGCACAGCAAAAAUGGAGAAUUUGAAAGUGAAUUCCAGAAAACAACAGACAGCAUAAAGCAAGAACUUGAAGCAGCAAAUUUAGCACUUUCUGAUCUGAAGAUGAAGUUGAUCUCUACCAGUGAAGAAAAAAAAGCUUUAGAUUUGGAAUACCAAACAGCUUUGAGCAAGAUACAAGAAGCAGAAGAAGUCAUCAAAAAUUUGAACCUUGAAACUGAAAGCUUAAACAAUGAAAAGAUGAGACUUUCAGUAGAGAAUGGAGAAUUGAAUAAAAAACUGGAGACUGCUGGGAAGAUAGAAGCUGAGCGAAAUCAAGAUAUUUCUGACAUGAAGAGGCAGUGGACUGCUACUGUUGAAGAAAAGGAAGCUUUAAAUUUUGAAUAUCAAACUGCUUUGAGCAAGAUAUUAGAAGAGGGAGAAAUCAUCAGAAAUUUGAAGCUUGAAGUUGAAAGCUUAAAUGCUGAAAAGUUGAAGCUUUCAGCUGUUAAUGCAGAGAUUAAUCAGAAGCUAGAAACUGCAGGUAAGAUAGAAGCUGAGGUAAAUCAGAGAUUGGAAGAUAUUAUUAGAGAUAAAGACAACUUGAUCAUUGAGAAAGAGACUGCUCUUGCAAGGAUUGAAGAGGGAGAGAAGAUUACUGAAGAACUAAGAGCUGUUGCUGAUCAGCUGAACGAUGAAAAACAAAUUCUCGAACAGGAAGUAGAAACUCUUAGAGGGGAAACUUCUAAUUUGAAGCAGCAACUGGAAUCUGCAAGUCAGAAGUUGACUGCUACCAGUGAAGAAAAAAAAGCUUUAGAUUUGGAAUACCAAACGGCUUUGAGCAACAUACAAGAAGCAGAAGUCGUCAUCAGAAAUUUGAAGCUUGAAACUGAAAGCUUAAACAAUGAAAAGAUGGGACUUUCAGUUGAGAAUGGAGAAUUGAAUAAAAAACUGGAGACUGCUGGGAAGAUAGAAGCUGAGCGAAAUCUAGAAAUUUCUGACAUGAAGAGGCAGUGGACUGCUACUGUCGAAGAAAAGGAAGCUUUAAAUUCGGAAUAUCAAACUGCUUUGAGCAAGAUACUAGAAGAAGGCAAAAUCAUCAGAAAUUUGAAGCUUGAAGUUGAAAGCUUAAAUGCUGAAAAGUUGAAGCUUUCAGUUGUUAAUGCAGAGAUUAAUCAGAAGCUAGAAACUGCAGGUAAGAUAGAAGCUGAGUUAAAUCAGAGAUUGGAAGAUAUUAUUAGAGAUAAAGACAAAUUGAUCAUUGAGAAAGAGACUGCUCUUGCAAAGAUUGAAGAGGGAGAGAAGUCUACUGAAGACCUAAGAGCUGUUGCUGAUCGGCUGAAUGACAAAAAACAAAUUCUCGGACAGGAAGUAGAAACUCUUAGAGGGGAAACUUCUAAUUUGAAGCAGCAACUGGAAUCUGCAAAUGAGAAGUUGACCGCUACUAGUGAAGAGAGAAAAGCUUUAGAUUUGGAACACCAAAAAGUUUUGAGCAAGAUAUUAGAAGCUGAAGAAGUCAUCAGAAAUUUGAAGCUUGAAACUGAAAGGUUAAACAUUGAAAAGUUGAAACUUUCAUUUGAGAAUGGAGAAUUGAAUAAAAAACUGGAGACUGCUGGGAAGAUAGAAGCUGAGCGAAAUCUAGAUAUUUCUGACAUGAAGAUGCAGUGGACUGCUAUCGUCAAAGAAAAGGAAGCUUUAAAUUUGGAAUAUCAAACUGCUUUGAGCAAGAUAUUAGAAGAGGGCGAAAUCAUCAGAAAUUUGAAGCUUGAAGUUGAAAGCUUAAAUGCUGAAAAGUUGAAGCUUUCAGCUGUUAAUGCAGAGAUUAAUCAGAAGCUAGAAACUGCAGGUAAGAUAGAAGCUGAGGUAAAUCAGAGAUUGGAAGAUAUUAUUAGAGAUAGAGACAACUUGAUCAUUGAGAAAGAGACUGCUCUUGCAAGGAUUGAAGAGGGAGAGAAGAUUUCUGAAGACCUAAGAGCUGUUGCUGAUCAGCUGAACGAUGAAAAACAAAUUCUCGGACAGGAAGUAGAAACUCUUAGAGGGGAAACUUCUAAUUUGAAGCAGCAAAUGGAAUCUGCAAAUCAGAAGUUGACCACCACCAGUGAAGAAAAAAAAGCUUUAGAUUUGGAAUACCAAACAGCUUUGAGCAAGAUAGAAGAAGCAGAAGUCGUCAUCAGAAAUUUGAAGCUUGAAACUGAAGGCUUAAACAAUGAAAAGAUGAGACUUUCAGUUGAGAAUGGAGAAUUGAAUAAAAAACUGGAGACUGCUGGGAAGAUAGAAGCUGAGCGAAAUCUAGAAAUUUCUGACAUGAAGAGGCAGUGGACUGCUACUGUCGAAGAAAAGGAAGCUUUAAAUUUGGAAUAUCAAACUGCUUUGAGUAAGAUACCAGAAGAGGAAGAAGUCAUCAGAAAUUUGAAGUUUGAAGUUGAAAGCUUAAAUGCUGAAAAGUUGAAGCUUGCAGCUGUUAAUGCAGAGAUAAAUCAGAAGCUAGAAACUGCAGGUAAGAUAGGAGCUGAGCUAAAUCAAAGAUUGGAAGAUAUUAUUAGAGAUAAAGAUAACUUGAUCAUUGAGAAAGAAAUUGCUCUUGCAAGAAUUGAAGAGGGAGAGAAGAUUGCUGAAGACUUAAGAGCUCUGGCUCAUCGGGUAAAUGAUGAAAAACAAAUUCUUGGACAGGAAGUAGAAACUCUUAGAGGGGAAACUUGUAAUUUGGAGCAGCAGCUGGAAUCUGCAAAUCAGAAGUUGACCGCUACCAGUGAAGCAAAAAAAGCUUUAGAUUUGGAAUAUCAAAAAGCUUUGGGCAAGACACAAGAAGCAGAAGAAGUUAUCAGAAAUUUGAAGGUUGAAACUGAAAGCUCAAACAAUGAAAAGUUGAAACUUUCAGUUGAGAAUGGAGAAUUGAGUAAAAAACUGGAGACUGCCGGGAAGAUUGAAGCUGAGCGAAGUCUAGAAAUCUCUGAUAUGAAGAGGCAGUGGACUGCUACCAUUGAAGAAAAGGAAGCUUUACAUUCGGAAUAUCAAACUGCUUUGAGUAAGAUACUAGAAGAGGAAGAAGUCAUCAGAAAUUUGAAGCUUGAAGUUGAAAGCUUAAAUGCUGAAAAGUUGAAGCUUUCAGCUGUUAAUGCAGAGAUAAAUCAGAAGCUGGAAACUGAAGGUAAGAUAGGAGCUGAGCUUAAUCAAAGAUUGGAAGAUAUUAUUAGAGACAAAGAUAACUUGAUCAUCGAGAAAGAGACUGCUCUUGCACGGACUGAAGAGGGAGAGAAGAUUAUUGAAGACUUAAGAGCUGUGUCUGAUCAGCUGAAUGAUGAAAAACAAACACUCAGACAUGAACUAGAAACUAUUAGUGGAGAAACUUCUAAUUUGAAGCAGCAACUGGAAUCUGCAAAACAGGAAGUCUCAGAUUUAUGUCAGUCACUGAAUUCGACCGAGGAAGACAAGAAGUCUUUGAUCUUAAAAGUCUCAGAGAUUUCUAAUGAUAUGCAGCAGGCACGGAAUGUAAUAGAAGAUCUCAUGACUGAAUCAAGUCUGUUCAAGGAGAAAAUUGUUGAAAAAGAAAGGGAACUGUCAAUUCUUGCAGAGAUACAUGAGGCCCAUGGAAAUGAGUCAUCAGCUCGAAUAAAGGAAUUAGAGUCUCAAGUAACAAGCAUGGAACUAGAGCUAGAAGCAUUGCGAUCCCAGAAUAGAGAUAUGGAAAUGCAGAUUGAGAGCAAAACAAUUGAAGUGAAACAAUUGAGAGAUGAAAUAAUACGGCUGCAAGCCCAAAUUUUGGAGUUUGAAACAGUGUCAAAAGAGAGAGAAGAUGAAUUGUCUUCUCUGAAGCAGAAACUUGAUGCUAAUCAGAGAGAAUCAAUGUCUAGAAUAGAGAAUUUGACAACACAGAUCAGCAGUCUGUUACGUGAUGUGGAUUCUCUACGCUCUCAGAAAGCCGAAUUGGAAGGACAGAUAGUAUUCAAAAGUGAAGAAACAUCAACGCAGGUCAAGAGUCUAUUGAAUCAGGUGGACACACUGCAGCAGGAAUCGGAGUCUCUGCACAGCCAGAAAGCUAGUCUGGACUUGCAACUUGAGGAGAAAAUCAGAGAAAUUUCAGAAUGCAUGAUUCAGGUGGAAAAUCUGAAAGAGGAGAUAGUAAGCAAGACAGAGAUUCAACAUAGAAUUCUGGAAGAAAAAGAAAGUUUGACAGCCAAAAUAGAGAGCCUGGAAUUGGAGGUGGCUUCUCUAAGCAAUCAGAAAAAUGACAUUGAAGAGCAGAUAAGAAAUGAAAUUGAAGAGAGUGGUCAUUUGAGAAAGGAAAAGGCAGAGUUGCAGGACAAAAUAUCUGAAUUGGAGAAAGCAUUAAGAGAGAGAAAGGCUGAGUUAUCCUCUCUGCAGGAGCAACGUGUAAGUGUAGAAAACGAAGCAUCUGCCCAGCAAACAGCCUUAACAGCACAGGUUAACAGUCUACAAAAGGACAUGGAUUCCUUGCAGGCCCAGAAGAAUCAUUUGGAAUCACAGCUUGUAAGAGAGAAGCAGGAAUCUUCAGAAGGUGUUAUCCAAAUGGAAAACGAGAGAAAAGAGUUGCUGAAUCAGAUUACAGAUCAGCAGAAACAGCUCAAAGAACUGGAAGAUGCACACAACAAACUGAGCAAGGAGUAUAAACAAGUUGAAGUUUCUUUCCAGGAAUGCAAGGCAAAUCUAGAAGUUGCAGAAAGGAAAAUCAAAGAAAUAACAGAUGAACUCGGUAGGAAUAAUGAGUCUAAAGAUCAGAGGGUGGCUGAUUUGGAAGAAACUGUCGAAGACCUGAAAAGAGAUCUAGAAGUUAAAGGAGAUGAGCUGAGUACAUUUGUUGAAAAUGUCCGCCAAAUUGAAGUUAAGCUUCGCCUGUCAAACCAGAAGCUUCGGGUGACAGACCAAUUACUAACUGAGAAGGAAGAGAGCUUCAGAAAAGCAGAAGCAAAGUUUUCAGAAGAACAGAGAAUGCUGGAAGAAAGAAUUGCUACACUGUCUAGAACCAUUGCCGCAAACAAGGAGGCCCAUCACAGUAUGAUCACAGAUAUCUCAGAGAAAGUAAAAAGUACUUUGACCGAGCUGGAAACUGUGAUACACAGGUUCGAAGAUGCCUACGAAAGCUAUGAGCAUCGUGUAGAGAAAAAAUCAGACGAGCUUCGGAUUGCGAAGAGUUGGGUCAUGGGGGCAAAUUACCAAAGGGAGCAACUGAAGCUAGAAGUAAGCAAACUAGCCGAGCAACUGCAAAAUAAGAAUGAACAAGAAUUGACAUUGAGAGAUAGGAUUGAGAAGCUAGAAGUUAAGGCAAGCAAGGAAGAAGCGGAGAAGCUGAACCUGACCAAAUCCAUGAAACAACUGGAGAAAAAAGUGGAAGUUUUAGAGACGAAGAUGAAGGAGAGGGAAGAGGAUAUCUUCGGUCUUGGAGAGGAGAAGAGGGAGGCCAUAAGGCAACUGUGCGUGUGGAUUGAAUAUCAUCAGAGUCGUUACAAUUAUCUCAAGGAAGUACUUUCAAAGGUGACUAUCAGAGGGCAGAGAGCGACGUAGAAGUCUUUGAUCUCUGUAAUGCCUGGUACGUUUCAUUGUUCAUUGUGUUCUUUUUUUCUGUGGGCAAUAUUUUAUUAGUUCCUUUUUAACGUAACUAGUGGUUGGUUGGGCGUAUGUCAUUCAAUUUGAUUGUAAGGUUUUCAUUGUAUUUGUCAAUCAAGCAUUGCAUUUUGUAUAGAAAUUAUGCUUCUUAGCUUUAAUUUAU
Mangifera indica (mango) is the source of this 6441-nucleotide messenger RNA. RefSeq names its product COP1-interactive protein 1. The record is from RefSeq and is a predicted model, not a curated record. Gene Ontology annotation, molecular function: actin binding. The transcript is spliced from 5 exons. The coding region runs from base 405 to 6236 and encodes 1943 amino acids. NCBI's taxonomy places the organism in Eukaryota, Viridiplantae, Streptophyta, Magnoliopsida, Sapindales, Anacardiaceae.